CGGUCGGCUCGAGCUAAAUGCGCCACAGCAAGUUGUGAAGCAGCACAGUGUACAGAGAGGUCGUCGGAUUCGCCAAGCUUUCGCUGUAGUUCGGUGGGGGGAAAAAUACCUUGACAAAACAAAUUUCAGUUACACAACAUGGUGAAACUCGCUUUCAACUCCGCUCUCGGACAGAAGGAUUUAAAAAAGGAGGAGAAGGAUGAAGCUUUGAUCCCUCAGGAUGUGGACUUGGAGGAUGGUCUGCGUAUCAGGCAACAGUCCAGGGCCUGGUGCUGGUGCAUGUGUUUGGGUCUGGCCCUCAUUCUGUCUGGCGUGGUUGUGGGCGGAGCUUACCUGUACAGGUAUUACUUCAUAGAGGAGGAGAGGAUGUAUUUCUGCGGGGUGAACUACCGUGAGGAAAAUUACAAGAUGCAGGACAGCCAGGAGGAAACUGACAUGGAUAUGCCAGCCGCAUCCAAGAGGAUUGAGGAGAGAGUGAGGGUUCUGGAGGACGAGGGGGUGGAGCUCAUUAACAUCCCAGUGCCCAAGUUCAGCGACAGCGACCCUGCUGACAUCGUUCAUGACUUCAACAGGAGACUGACAGCCUAUCUGGAUCUGCGUCUGAACAAAUGCUACGUCAUUCCUCUCAACACUUCUGUCGUGAUGCCGCCCAAAGACUUCCUGGAGCUUCUUGUCAACAUCAAGGCUGGAACAUACCUGCCUCAGUCCUACCUGGUGCGUGAACAGAUGAUAGUGACCGGGAAGUUGGAGCAUGUGGAUCAGCUGGGUUACUUCAUCUACGGCCUCUGCAGAGGGAGAGACACUUACAAACUGGAGCACAGAGAGGCCGUUUUUGGUAUCCAGAAGCGAGAGGCUCUCAACUGCCACAAGAUUCUCCACUUUGAGAACAAGUUUGUGGUGGAGACUCUUAUCUGUGAGCCGUAGGGGGGUGGUGAAGACAGCUGGGUAACAAGAUAAAACCACUUUUGACAAAUUUCACUCUGACCCUUCCUCUCCUUCCAUUAAACCUCUUCCUGUUUCCCCUGUUAGUGUGCGCGCGUGUGGGUGUGUGUGCUGCUCUCAGAUUUGUUUCCCUGUAUAGCAACAAUCAAUAUUGCAGAGAGAGAAUGAGACUGAAUGCCAAGAGCAAUAUAAUGCGUAGAAACAUUUGUGUGUAGGCAAACAUUUGGACCAGUUUCUCUCUCAGUAAACAUUUUUCUGUGUCUGGGUUUCUGUUAAGCGGGGAGCUCAAAGUCUCCAACAGGGUGUGUGGGAUGUAACGGAUGAAAAUAACUAGUACCAAGUUGACCAUGGGAGAGGGAAGGACUCGCAGAGGAGAAAUGUACAAUGAAAUCUAUAAAAGAUGCACUAAAUGUUUAGUGUUCAUUUAGAACUGUUACAGAUACCAGAUUAUAUACUGGAAAUAUAUUUGACUAGGGAUUUGUGAUAUAUGGCCAAUUAUUACAUGUAAGAAAUACACAUAGAAUUGAUUUUUGUACUAGUUACACUUUAGUCUAGAUUUUUAUUUUAAACGACAGAUUUUGCUCUGCUGUAAGUUAAUACACUGCUAAAACAUCCUAUUGUAGAGAAGUAAAAUCUAGGAUCAAAUCUAGACGAUGCAAAACAUUUUUAAAAUCAAAAAAAAAAAAAUCCAAUUCUAAUGAGUUAAAUCAAAUGUGUAACUAUUAUGUCAUUUAGGGGCUGCCGAGGUAUUGGGUGUAGACUGAUGGAUGAAUUCUGUAAAGAUUGUUUAAAUUGACUAAAAUGUCUACCAGUUCAACAUGAGUUGGAAUGAUUUAUACUUUGCACAUAACCCAAAAGGUUUUAAUGUUAAACAUAUUAAUACUAAUAAAAAUUUGACCAGUCCG
Molecule: messenger RNA, 1847 nt
Organism: Sinocyclocheilus rhinocerous
Lineage: Eukaryota; Metazoa; Chordata; Actinopteri; Cypriniformes; Cyprinidae
Gene: itm2ba
Product: integral membrane protein 2Ba
Exons: 6
Coding region: 139-924 (261 amino acids)
Biological process (GO): negative regulation of amyloid precursor protein biosynthetic process
Cellular component (GO): plasma membrane; Golgi apparatus; extracellular exosome
Molecular function (GO): amyloid-beta binding
Source: RefSeq, a predicted model, not a curated record